GCUGCCGACCGUGUAUACACACACGGUUGUCUGUCACGAACAUAUCGGCUGCUAAAUGCAUUUUGGCUAUUAGCACCCAAGUUGACCGCAAUCAGUGAGAGAGAGAGAGAGAGACCAAUCAGCAGGUGCACGCGUCUCGCCGUCUCACGGACAGAGAAAUCUACCUGUGGGAAAAUACCGACUUAACGAGUCCGCGGAGAAGAUGCCACGUAACGGUGCGACGGUCGCAACGCGCGCUCGACGAGCGAUGUUUUCGACGACUGUCUGCAGAUAAUUCCGCAAAAAGUACGAGCAACUCGAUUUCGAUGUUAAUACGAUGUUAAUUCGCUAUUCGGCGAAUUUCCACGACGGUCGGUGGAGACAUGAGUUGGUUCGACGCGACGGGAUUCGCCAAUUUGGCGAAAUCCGCCCUGAAGGAAGCUCAAAAGACCAUAGACAAGGCGUUAGAUAUCAAGGACGAGGAGCCGAAGGUGAUUCAGGCGCGCACAGACGAGAGCUCGGAUUUCUUCGCGAGUUGGGGAUUGAAGAACGAGGAACGGAGGGCCGAUGAUGCUGAGCGAGAGAGAAACCCGGCGAAACAGCAGGGCUCGAGCAGUAUUUGGGGUAGCUUCACAGGCUCGUUCUUCGAGGCUCCCAAGAUCGUGGAAGGGAAUACGGGAAGGAAAGCUGUCAAGCAUUCGAAGUCGCUGCAAAAUACCGUCGGCCCGGACGAACAGCAGUCUCGAAUGGUGUCCUCCGCUUCAGUCCCCGAGAAGCUGAUCGAGAAAGAAGCGACGAUGAGAAGGAGCGAGUCUGUACAUACGGAGAGCAAAGAGGAAUUUCGUUCGGCCAGUGAGCCUGUAAAUAUUAAUCUUAGCGCGGCUGACGAAAUUCCCAGUGAGCUCACCGGGGAGUCUCGUGCGUCGCCGGAAGAGUCGUAUGCGGGGAACGUUCCUACCGAUGCGGAAGACAGCGGCAGCCUAGACACGGGAGAAGGUGAUAACGCGCGAAAGACGACGGAUGAUACCGACGACGACGACUCGACGAGCAGCAUCGAGGAGGAGCGAAGCGACGUCAAUGUCUCGGAAAGCAACGACGUGAACGAAACACCGAGCCCUACCAAUGUGUUCCAAAUGCCUACCGUCUCUUCGGAAAGCGACAAGAAGAGCCUGGAGAGCGUGGAGAUACUCGGCUCGCAGUCCAACACCGACUGCACCACCACGCCGGAAUCGGACCCGAAUUCCGUCAGCAAUUCGAUCAGCCCUUCGGUCGUCGGCAUCAAGGUGAAUUCCGAGUCGGUCGAGAUACUGCCGGACAGCCUGGUGACGUCGCCGAGCUCCGUGGAGGUGCUGGGGGACUGGAAGAGCGACAGCAGCCCUUACCUGUCGCCGAUCGAUCCGAAGAACUCGUCGCCCGUCCCGGACGACGGGGACGUCACCCCGUGCGGGGAGGAAUGCGCGUUGGAGGGUAAGCUCGCGGAGCCGCCCUCGUCCUCGGACAUAUCCCCGUACGAGUCACCGAUGGAGGAAGCGAAGACGCUGAGCAACGCAUACCCGGGCAGCGUCGACAGCACGCCCUCGCCGAACGCGUCCUCCAGUCUGGGCGGGAAGUCAACGGAGAACUCGAAGACCUCCCCCGAGAGCGUCGAGGUGAUACCGGACGUGGACGAGUUGGACGAGGUGAGCCUGGCCGAGGAUUCUUACACCUCCGCCUCCGAGGGCACGGUGAUGACGGUGCUGGAGACCUUUCAACAGCUGGACGGUGUCAAGAGCAAGAUGGAGCUGGUGGACAUGAAGAUGCACGAGUCUCACCCGGACGACAAGCAGGCGAGGCCGGAGGGCAAGCUGUGUCUCGACUCUCUGAAGGAGAAGCACAACUUGCACCUGACCCUCGAGCCGAUCACCACCCAACCGAUCCGCAAGUCCGACCACCUGGGCCCGGAUAAUGAAAAGCCGGACGUAGCCGCGUUUUCCCAGCUGAUGAGCGCGACGAUCGAACCACCGGAUCCGGACGGUUACUCCCACGUGGAAGGCGCGAAGCUGCACGAGAGCACGACAGAUCAGUACUUGAUAUCCACCGAUUCCAGCGGGGAGGGGACGCUGAUCGAGAGCAGCUCCGAGGACAACGCCACGUUGGUGCCCACGGACGUCUCCAAGGUCCUGGAGACGCCGCUGACCGCCAGCUCCUACGUGAAAACCAUGCUGGCCGACGCUAUGGUCGAGAAGGGUGAGAUCAUCGACAUGACGGAAGCCCACUGCGCCGACGUGCCCCGGGAAAACUCACCCAUCUCCUCCGAGAGUCGCUCGGACCUGGUGAAAAUCGGCUCGGACCAGGCGAGCGGACACACGAGCGGGGACGAGUUGGAAACCACGACGUCGAGCGAUAUCGAAAUCAUAUCCAGGUACAGUCCGAACGGAGACUCGAGCUCGACGCAGUCGCGGCAGAGCCCGGCGAAGCUGCAGCUGAGCAAAGGCGGCGACCUGCUGACGAAAACCUUGAAGACCAGAGGCCACUCCCGGGAGCUGAGCGAGAUCAGUAUCGGCUCGGACGAGGCGAAUCUGGAGAUCGAGAAGCUGUUGAAACGCGUGCAGGAGAUGACCGAGAUCCUGGAGGCGAGGGAGUCCAAGCUGAUCGACGUCAGUAGGAUAAACAUGGAGCUGCACGAGCAAAAUGCGAAUCUCGUGAAGCAGCUGGAGAACUUCGAGAAACACGCGGAGCAGAAUCAGAAUAUCACUCAGAUCACGGACGAGUACACGCAACGUUUGUCGGCGUUGGAGAGGAAGUUUCAGCAGGCGAUAAGGGAACGGGAUCAGCUGAGGAAGAAUCUCGACCAGUUGAAAGUGGAGGCGAUGUGCCGAUUGUCCUCGCAGGAGAUGUCGAACAUAAGCGCCGAGAAGGACGAGAUAAUAAAGGAGCUGCGCGAGGAAGGCGAGAAACUGAGCAAGCAGCAACUUCAGCACAGCAACAUAAUCAAAAAGCUAAGGCUGAAGGAGAAGGACGCCGACGGCGUGAUGAAGAGUCAAAGAGAACAAAUCGAGGAGCAGAAUACCGAACUGGAGAGACUGAAGCGAUCGUUGCACGCGAAGGAGGAAGUGGAACGCACUCAGAUAGAAGCGGUUCACACGCUGACGGCGAAGACGAGGAAGCAGGAAAAGGAAAUAAUAAGCCUGCAGGAGAAGCUGGAUAACGCAGUGCAUAAGAUGGACGCUUAUAAGAAGAGCUUCGAUGCCGCGAAAGUGGAGUUAUCGGACACGAAGAAGAAAUUGCUGCUCACGGAGGAGGAAUUGAAGGAAGCCGUGGAUAACGCGGGGGAAUCGUGUCAGCUGUUUGCCCAAGUGGAGGAUCUGAAACUGAAGUAUCGUCAGGCCGAGGAGGCUCACGUCAAGCGAGUAUCAAGAGAGGAGUUUCUCAAGCACGAAAACAGCGAGUUGCUUAAGCGGCUCGAAGCAGCGGAGGCCAGAAGCGAGGAGCUGUCCGAAUCCGUCUCGGUGGCGACGAAACCGUUGCUGAGACAGCUGGAGCAGCUCCAAGCUAACUUGCUGCAUAAAUCCAACAGCUUCAUGAAGCAAGAGAAGGUUCUGUCGGACAAGAAUGUCGAGCUGCAGUCGAAAAUCGAGAACCUGAUCGAGAUGGACCGUCUUUUGCGGGAGGAGAAUGUCAAUUUGAAGUCCAAGGAGUCGCAUUUGGAAUCGAAGCUCAAUAGUAAGGAGAAGGAGAGGGUGAGAUUGCAGGAAUCGCGCGAUCAAUUGGCCGAGCAGAACGGGAAACUUUUGGAGCAAAAUAAACAGCAUCAAGACACGAUAAACAUUCGCGAGCAGACGCAUUCCGGUCAAGUGCAGGAGCUGAAGAGAGAGAUAAACGCGUUGGAGAACAAGUUGGCCGUGGAGAAAGCGGCGACCGACGCGGAACGGAGGAAGAACAACGCAAUGUUGGAACAGCAACAGAGUACCGAGGAAGAGUUACGAUUCAGUCCUACCUUCAGUAUAGGGCAGGAAUCCGUCGGUAGCGCGAAUAGCGUCUGGCCAGCUUUCAGCGACUCUGUAUUCGACAAUAACUCCGGCAGAUUCCUCCCGAUGACGUACGAGAGCAUCAGGGUGGGCUCGAGCAGUACGUCGAUUUUCGAGAAUCUACAAGCGCAAUUGAAACAAAGAGACGGCGAGGUGCAGCAACUUCAGUGGGAGCUGUCACGGCGUAAUAUGGAGAGGGACGCGUUGAAUUCGGAAUUGGCGACGCUGAUCCUCAAGGUCGAGGAUCUGAGCGCGAAGGUUCAGGAAGCGGAGGCGCUCAACGAGAGCCUCGGCGAGACGCAGACGAGAUACGACGCGCUGCUGCAAAUGUACGGCGAGAAGGUGGAGGAGAAUCAGGAGCUGCGGCUGGACCUCGAGGAUAUCAAGGAGAUGUACAAGACGCAGAUCGAUCAGCUUCUAAAGAGGCAGAAUUAACCUCGCCACGUAAACGUGAAUCGUUCAUUCGCGUGCCCCUUAUAUAUAAUCCCGUAUAAAAAUUCCGAUCGGCCCCCCGAUUUCAAGCGCGACGAAACACGCGUUUUAACACGUCCCCCAUCGCGUGAUUCUCUUUCCUCCGUCUUUGUCCAGCGAUCGAUUCCUGGUGUAUAGGGGAGUUUUAUAACGAACGGUUUUAAUAACGUACGUCCGCCGUACGAUAUGUAUUUGUAAUAUCCGAUACACGAAUACACGAGGAAAUUUGUGAUAAAGGUGAUUCAGGCUCCGAUAUGGCCCCGAUAAGAUAAGGGAGUGAGGUCAUUUGUUAAAUUAUAUAUAAGGAUGUAUUUAUGAAAAAUAUAGGUGGAGUGCUUUGCAAAUUGUCACGAAAAUUGUGCACAUGGUGUGUGAUGAUGAUACUCACAUUCUCCUACAUACACGCCUACACACACACACACUUGUGUAUGAUUUUUAUCCCCUAUAUUUCGAUUCUAAUUUAACGUCAGGGACACUCAUGUGAUAUCCGAUAUUGUAUUAUAAUAUUUAAGUAUAAUAUACGAAUGUAUAUAACGCAA
Dinoponera quadriceps is the source of this 4996-nucleotide messenger RNA. It is a transcript of the gene Tmf, whose product is annotated as TATA element modulatory factor. The record is from RefSeq and is a predicted model, not a curated record. NCBI's taxonomy places the organism in Eukaryota, Metazoa, Arthropoda, Insecta, Hymenoptera, Formicidae. Gene Ontology annotation, cellular component: endoplasmic reticulum; Golgi apparatus. Bases 363 to 4421 code for a protein of 1352 amino acids. The transcript has 11 exons.